Messenger RNA from Mycotypha africana, 1046 nucleotides. RefSeq lists its product as uncharacterized. Bases 384 to 965 code for a protein of 193 amino acids. NCBI's taxonomy places the organism in Eukaryota, Fungi, Mucoromycota, Mucoromycetes, Mucorales, Mycotyphaceae. The record is from RefSeq and is a predicted model, not a curated record. The transcript has 3 exons.
UUGAGGAAAAUUGCUUGAGUUGCUUAUAAAGAGCUAUAUAAUGUAGUCAAAGUUGCUUGGUUUUUAAAAGUAUCAGUGUUAAAAAAGGUGAUUAAGACCCAGUAUAACAUAUGGGGUGCCCGAAAGAUUUCUGCCUGCGCAAUAUUAUGUAACUACCUAAAUGCCUAUAUCACAAAAGCCUGGGCUGAAUAGUUGUUAUUAUAUUAAGGUAAAUACUCUUCGUUGCAUUGAAGGAGGCAAGAGACUUGUCAAUGACAUCCAGCUACUUUCUUAAUAAAUUCAAUGAAGGCCUUCAAUCAGAUCGUUUUAUUCGGCGUAGGUGGUUGAUAAAUGUCAUGUGAGUGUUUGUAUGCAUGUGAGUAGGUACAAGUAAACAGUAGUGCAUGGUUUUACGUCUUUCUUCUUUAUCUUUAACCAUAAUGUUAACACUGUUGAAAAAACCAUGUCUGAACGGCCUUCCUGGAACUACCGUUUUAACGGAUGAAAUCAGAAAAGAGCUGAAUAUUAAUGAAAAAUUAUUAAAACUUGAUGCUAAGCAGUGGAGCGAAACAAAAGCAUUGGUGGAUGAUUAUUUCGAAAAUCAUCAAUUAGACUUCCAAAGCAUUGGGAAGAACGUGCUUAGAAGUAUUCUUGAAGUAUUGCUGACCAUAAGCAAUUACAAAUAUAUUGAAGGAAACAGGCACUUAAUCGCACAACCACUGCAGGAAUAUUCUUACAAAGUUUACAAGUAUUUGAGACAAACACACCUGCAAGAAGAAUUUGAAAGAUUCUUCAAGUUGAAAGAAGUAGAAGCCAGGAAAAACCUACAAGAGCUCUACGCAGAAAAAGAAGGAGAAGUUGUCGAGCACGCUUUGGAGAGGAGGACGCUUGUCCGAAUUGGCAAGCGCACAGAACGAGAAAUUGAUGCAGAAAAAGAAAACAUUGCACCAGUGAGUAGAAUAGUAAAUACCAAAAUAUAUCAAUAACUAACAUGAAUUUUUAAGUGCAAUAUAAAUAUUGUAAAAACCUCUAAGUCAUUCAAAAUUCAUCAUCCAGAAGCUUUGAUU